UGCUCAUCGACUCUAGGUUCAUCACUGCAGCGACUUGAGCGCAUUCAAUCAAAUCAACAGCCCAGCAGCAUCUCAUCGAAAUAUUCACUAAGAAAGAAAGAAAAGUCGAGUAAAAAAAUAAAACACUACUUUUGAGAUUGAACCGUAUCUAUCAGGCUGCAAACCUGGCCACUUUACCGACUGCCACCAGCAAAAAUAUUGUAAUCUUUGUCCUAAUCAGAAAAUGGCGUCCGUUUUGGACGAGGAAGAGCAUCAGACGGCGUACAUUUUUACUCCCCUGGAGGAAGCCGCAGCAGCAAGCAGCGCACCCCGGCCGCCCAAACGACGAAAAGUCGAAUCGGCGGCGGCGGCAUCAGGCACACAGGACCAGGACGGUGCUGCCACCGCACCGCCCAACGGCGACGUCAACGCUCCAGCCUCUCUGUUCGUCCCGCUCCUCGGCGGCGCAGAACCCGCCGAGUGCGUGGCGGCCCGCGCGGCGCUCUUCGAGGCCAGCUGGGCGCGCGUCGACGGUGCCGUGCAGCGGGUUCUGCGCAAGGCGAACGCGUCAACACUAGAGCAGGUGUGUGGGUUUGUCGACCAGCACAGCGGUGCCGGCAGCAGCAGCGACGACGACGGGAUCCCGGCUGCGUUCAUCGUGACGGGGCCAAACGUCUCGUCGCAGGACCUUUUAUUCUCGCAGCUGGACGAGCGGCUACGCGCUGACGGCGGCGGGGCGGGCUUCGUGCGUGUUGGUUCCGGUGAGGCGGCGAACCUCAAGGCCGUGCUCAAGAAGAUCAUCCGCGGCGUGUGUGCGUGCAGGGCUGGGGAAGGGGAUGCCGGGGAUGAUUUGGAGCUUGCGACGUCGUCGUCCUCGCGGAGAAAGUACCUCGACUAUGACCUCGAGGCGCUGCACGUGUUUCUCAAGUCGAACCACCAGGACAACUCGGCCACCCCCGGCGGGAGGAACAGCAGGCGCGUCUGCGUAGCCUUUGAGGACAGCGAGGGUUUCGACAGCGGCCUGCUGUCGGACCUGAUUGCGCUCAUGAGCUCGUGGCGCGACCGCAUCCGCUUCGUGCUGCUGUUUGGCGUCGGCACCUCGGUCGAGCUGCUGCAGGCCCGGCUGUUGCGCUCGACGCACCGGCAGCUCCGCGGCGCGCAGUUCGACGUCGUCGGCACCUCCACCAUCCUCGAUCAGGUCGUCAGGGCGUGCCUCGAGCAGGCGGACGAAGGUGUGGUGCUCGGCCCGGCGUUCCUGGCUGCGCUGCUUGAGAGGCAGGUGGAGCAUGUUGCGAGCGUGCAGAUGUUUGUCAAUUCUGUCAAGUUUGCCUACAUGUGUCACUUCUACGCAAACCCUUUGAGCUUUCUCCUAGCGGAUGGACAGGAACACCUCAUUCGGCCUGAGCAUGUAGAGGCAGUUCGCAACCUGGGCUCAUUUCGUGACGAGGUCGAAGACGCAGUGGAUGAGGGUGGCUCUCAGCUUGCCCAUGCACGCUCGCUUCUAGAGGACGAGAACUACAUUCGUACCCAUAUUCAAGAGCAUAUGGCCAAACGGAGGGCAUGGGUGAGGAAGCUGUCUCGGUCUUUGCAGCUCAUCGUUGAUGGGGGCUUGACUGCUACUGAAUUCACGUCUUUGUAUGUAUCUGCUGUGGCUAAUGGUCUAGACCUGGCAGCGAGACAGAUUGGUGUCAUUGAUACCAUCAGGGCCAUGUCUCCAGAGGAGUUGAUAGCUGCUCUGGAAAAGCUCACAAGUCUCGUCAAGGCCGAGGUCGCCGAUGGAGCCCAGACUAGCGACAAUGAGGGCGCCGCUGCCGAAUCAUCUGCUGCACUAUUCAUACAAAGCCUGGACACUAUUCGCAGCUUACAGGCACGCGCGGAGGACAAUGAUACGACGCUGCGGAGCAAGUACAGCACCCAGGGAAGAAUAUUAAGAACGACAGUUGUGGCCCAAAAGGUGCAGCUAAGCCGCGACAGUGCCGCGCUGACAGAGGACGACAAAGAAUACAGCGACGUGAUGGACCGGCUGACAGAUCAUCUCGUGGCUGUCCUCUCGUGCCAAGCCGCUGACGAGCUCUUUCUCCACGAGGCCUGGCUCUACGACUCGGAAUCUCCCCACGGCGCCGUCUUUGUGCCCACGCCAGGCGUCACCACCGAGAGGGCGCUCGCCAGGCCCCACGACUACCUCUCCUGCUCCUGCUGCCCUGCCAAUGGUGGGCUUGCCCCGACCCUGCCCGCCGCCUCGAUCCUCUACCACCUGUACCAGGAGGCCGGACCUCUGGUCAACGUGGCCGAUCUCUGGACUGCGUUUUCUGCGCUCGUCGUCGGGGAAGAGGAAGAUGCUGAGGACGACGAGGGCAAGGGCAAGGAGCGCAAUGCUUUGGUGCUCUUCUAUCGCGGCCUUGCCGAGCUGCGUGCGAUGGGCUUUGUUCAGUCGACCAAGAAAAAGGAAGAUCACAUUGCGAAGCUCAAGUGGCUUUGAGGAAGGGUUCUGCGCGUAUGAGGCCUUUUUUUGGGGAGGUGUUUUUACCAGUAAAUCGCCAGCUCACGGUUUGAAGCUUUGUUAGUUCUUAAGUUGUCUGCUUCGAGUUACUAAUCUCGAGGGUUGCUUUGUGGAGAAGCGAAUGACCUUGAACGACAAAGGGUAUCUGCCACUGGUUAACCGGAAAUACACCCCAAGCAGCAAAUCGGGUUUUACCUACUCUCUCUUUUUUUUUCUGUUAGUGGCGUAUCUCUCGCCUACUUUUCUUGCUGGGGCUGGAACCUGUUGUUUAGUGUCUCAUCUUAGUGCGGGUUCGGUCAAAGGACCAAAAAGACAAACAAACGAAAUAGAAGACGUCAAAGGAGGUGCUAACCCGCAAACGCCUUCAAUGGCGCCUAAUUCUAUCUAGUUCCAAUGCUAGUCACCACCAAAUAAAACAGACGACUGGUCUGUUCGUGGAAGCCGGGGAUUAAGUCACAGAAAAGGGGAAAGAGGACGGAAGGGGAAAAAAGGACACAGAUCACUCACAUGUCCAAGUUCAGAAAAAAAUAAAGCUGUUCCUGUCAAAGAAAGUCCGGAACAGUCAGCGUCGACAAUGAGUGGUUUUGACCACCUGCUCACACACUCCCACAGCAACACAAGAAAAGCAGGCAUUUCUCGAUAGUCGGGUGGGAACAAAAGAAUGGAAAUAUUUACAAGAGUCUCUAGGCCGGAUAUAUUUUGAGCGUGUUUGUUGCUUCAUCGCUUCCGGUCGAACCCGGUUUUCGUCUUUCUCUGCCGCAUCUGAAUCAAACACUGUCGCUUUCAUUCUACUCUUUUUUUCUUCUUUCUCUCUUUGCCUCUUCUUGCUGCUUUUCUCUACUAUCGUCCUUCUCUUUCUUCUUAUUCCAUCUCAUAUAAUCUUCUUGACUCGGCUUUUUCUGAGCAUCGA
Molecule: messenger RNA, 3389 nt
Organism: Pyricularia oryzae 70-15
Lineage: Eukaryota; Fungi; Ascomycota; Sordariomycetes; Magnaporthales; Pyriculariaceae
Product: origin recognition complex subunit
Exons: 3
Coding region: 224-2458 (744 amino acids)
Biological process (GO): DNA replication initiation; DNA replication
Cellular component (GO): nuclear origin of replication recognition complex; DNA replication preinitiation complex; nuclear pre-replicative complex
Molecular function (GO): DNA replication origin binding
Source: RefSeq, a predicted model, not a curated record